GGAGGCCGCGGUGUGCCGGAAACCUGCUGUGCCGUUUGGAGAAACCCACCCAUAAAGCCCACCCGCUGUUCAUUGUCUUUCCACCUGUAUAUGAAGGAAACUGCCAUGACUCUGCUUUUCUACCGUCGAUGAUUUCCAGUUCUUCUGGAUCUAAAUUUAAUGACCCAUUAGCUCUGCGGAGAACAACAUCAAGAAUGAAGAAAACCUCAAGAUUAGUUGCAAGUGUAGUAACAGAACUGGAGCCUACACAGAGUGCAACAGUAGAAUCACUCCUUGCAAACAAUAAAAGUAAGAAAGAAAGUCUUCCCGGUAUUGCUGGAGUCGCUCUAGGGAUUCAACAUGUAAGACUAAGUACCAGCCUUUUAGUGAAUAAAGCAACUAAAAAGUUUCCUGGCAAUCAGAGACCAGAAAUGACACGGACAGCUGUUAUGUCCAAAGCAAUUCAGGUAUCUGGUGACGAAGAAGGUACUUCUCUAUCAAACAUAAGAGCUUUAGAAAAAGAGAACCUCUUCCUUAAAGCAUUAAUCGAGAAGAAAGAUACGACAUUAUACAAUCUGAAGAGAGCACUUCAUGAUAAGGAGACGCAAUAUAACAAAGAUAUAGAAGAAGAAGUAAACAGCCAUGAAAGAACAAGAAAUAAGCUGGAGGAAGUCCAGAAUCUGGUGGAGGAAAGGGAUCGGCUCUUAAAUGAAAGUAUUAUGCGUUAUGAGAAGAUGAUUCAAGAGUUAAAGGAUCAGUAUGAAGAGGCAGUGGCCUCAUUACAUGAACAGACUCAACUUCAGAUAUCAAUCAGGGAUGAAAAGAUUAAAAAACUCAAGCACCAAAUCUCUGAACUCUUUAAAGAGAAAUCAUGGGAACAUCAGCAGCAAAUGGAGGAGCGCCAAAGGGAAUUAGAUCGAUUGACAGAACAAAACCGGUUACUUCAAACCCAGCUUAGAAAAGAGACUGCUUCCAAAAAGGAGUGUGAGCAGUGCAAAUCAUUGAUAUCAGCCCUCGAGGAUAAGAAUGUGCAGCUUAAACUAAAGGCUAGGACUAUUGAUGAGCUACAGUCCAUGUGCCAAAGGUUUCAAAAGCAACUCCGGGAACAAGAAAAGUUACAGCGUUUGCUUGUAACCAAGAGCAGCAGAAUUAAGUGAUCACGGUUGACCUUCAGAUGAUCGCAUACCCUCGGACAAAAUGUAUUCCACUGGACUUUCAAGCAAUAUUAUUCAGCUGGCAUAUUAUGUUAAGCACAGUCCCAAAUGUUAAUGUAUAAUCUAUUUAUUAUAGGAUGUUUAUCAGUAGAUAUUUUUGUCUAUGAGUGAAAAAAUGUAUAGAGGUGAAGGAGCAUACUUUUAUUUCUCACUAGUUAACAAUCCAAUUACAUACA
This is a messenger RNA of Spea bombifrons (plains spadefoot toad), 1369 nucleotides long. Its product is annotated as golgin subfamily A member 6-like protein 22. The transcript has 8 exons. Bases 129 to 1136 code for a protein of 335 amino acids. Lineage: Eukaryota; Metazoa; Chordata; Amphibia; Anura; Pelobatidae. The record is from RefSeq and is a predicted model, not a curated record.